CGCUCCGUUGUCGAGGCAACAUCUGUGCCGCGCGCCGCGAGUGUAUCGACAUAAUAGUGCUGUGUUGUGAGUGCCAGUGAACCGGAAAUGUUACUAUUGUGAUACACAACUUGUUAUAAUGGCAUUAAAAAAGGAUUUCGACAUAAACAAGAACAUAUUCAAAAUAAAACUCCCUAAAACUGUGAAGUUCCAACAGGCUAUCGACAAGAUAUUCAAAAAGAACAACUACACCAAAAUAGUGCAAAGUUAGGUACACUAAUUGUUGUAUAGACUCGUCAGGAUAAAUGGCCGGUGAAUUUAGUGCACAUAUUAGUAGAAGUAGUACACACAACACUAGAGCCGAGCCGCCGGACCGUAACAAGUCGCCGAACUUUAUAACUGACGAAACUGAGUUUGUGGGGAAAGGAAACAUUCGGACGUCCACACCGAUCAGCAAGCACAGGAGGAGCAGGAGCAAGAGCGGGACUAGGAACGCGAUACCACUGAGCUUGUCAGACGAACACUUUUAUGAGGAUUUAGAGGCGUACGUCAGAGAAAUGUCGGCGACGAGGCAGGCUGGCGCAGCCAUGGAGGCGGGGCAGGAGCAGGACUUGUGGUCACAGCUGCAGCAGAAGGAGUCCGACCUCCUGCUGGCCGCCGAGCUCGGGAAGGCGCUGUUGGACAAGAACGAGGAGCUCAAGAAAGAACAAGAGCGCGUGACGGAAGAGUACUCGAAAAAACUAGAGGAGCUGGAGCAGGAGAAGCACCUGCUGCGGCGGCGGCUGGACACGACACAGGGCGAGUACGAAGCCCGGCUGCUGGAGCUACAGAACGACAUCAGGGAGCUCACCUCCAAGAUCGAUUCCAGAGACACGUCUGUCAAACAGCGUGAUGAGGAGAAAGCCAGUCUAAUAGCAGAACUGACAGCCCAGAACUCCAGACUGACAGUCCAGCUGAAGGAGUCUUCAGCAACAGAAGCCAACCUGCUGGCACAGCUGGAGGGACUCAAGGACCAGUGUUCCAUGAGGAAGACCAGUCUACAGGACCAUGUACAAAGCUUAGAAUCCUUGAAAUCGGAGCUGGCGAUGGUGACAGACAAGAAGUCAGACCUGGAGCGGAGGCUGACAGGCUCCCUGCAGGACAAGGAGAACCUCAUGCAGCAGCUGGACGAGGCCAACGACAGGAUCAGGGCGCUGGAGAGGCAGCUUAAAGAACAGGAACACCUUUACCAAAACACACUUAAAGAACUGGAGCGCCUGCAGCGAUCCCACGACACCUUAGCCGAGAGGAUCGGCGCCCCAGACCCCAUAGACACGACGGACACCGCCCGGUCCCUGCACGCGGAGAUGGAGGCCGGCCCUGAUGAGGACGACAGCUGGCUCAGGAGCGAGGCCAUACAGGUGUACAAGGAGCUCAGGACGCUAGCCCUGCAGCUGAAUACGGGGCAUGAUGAUGACUCAGGUCUCCACUCAGACCUAUCGCUGACGUCACUGGACGGCGAGGAGGGCGAGACGUUACGGCGCGGGGCGCUGGCCGCCGCAUGCGCAGACGCAGUCGCCGCGUACGCGACGCUCGAGGGAUCCCGCGUGAGGGACUCUAUCGCCGCGCAUGCGCGACGCGCGCUGGAGCGGGAGCGACAGAUCGAUGAGAAGAAUGAAAUCAUUGCUGAUCUCUCGUCUAAGUUGUCAGUGGCCGAGGUGGAACUCCGUGCAGCAGCAGAGGAGCGUGACAAACUGCUUAACGAUGCCAACUACAGCAGCCUGCAGAACGACGAGGCUGUCACCAAGGCGCGCCAGGAGAGGGACGAGGCCAUCGAGAGGAAGAAGGCUGCUGAGGUGGCUUUAGCGAAGACCAGAGUGGAACUAAUGCAGGCGAACAGCCAGCUGUACGAGGCGGUGCGCCAGAAGGUGGACCUUGGACAGCAGCUCGAGCAGUGGCAGAUGGACAUGCAAGAGCUGAUCGACGAGCAGAUGAAGCACAAGCUGACCACCCAGGAGAAGCGCAGGAAGCUCCCGGAACAGCCGCCGCCCACCAGGACCUCGCGACUCCUUGGAUUUUUUCACCGGUGAUCUGUUGUACCCCACUCUUGGUGCGUCUCUGUGAAGCCGCAGACCACACUACCAUAUCAACCCUCUACCUUAUCAUCAUCAAAUACUACCAUACAACUACAUUACCAGCUGCCUACAGCCUAUUUUUAAUACUUUUGUACAAAAAUCUGUCAAAAUUGCUAGUAGCGACCGCCAUCUUGAUUUACCGUACGGACGCAUUCGCGAUCACCGAAUUUUUAGGUUAUGUUCUAAUUUUAUUUUAUAAACCGUGUGAUUUUUAUACUAUCGCAGUGAUAGUUAGUAUCGUAGUUAGAUUGGUUUUAAUUAGUUUACAAUUACUUUUUAAUGUUUUAUUGUGUAUUUUUAGUUUUUCACUGUAAAAUGGCUGUAUGAUUUGGCACUCGGGCAUUCUUCAUAUUCCUUUGGGGCGGAUUUAGUACAACAGAUUAUUAUGACGGACAGAAAUCCAAGAGAAAUAAUAUCUUCGGUCCGUCGUAAACGAUUAACGAUAGAUUUAUGUAAAAACGAAUUGUUCAGAACGAAAAAUGAACACUAACGUAAUGUAAGUCAUUAAUCCGCCAUUUUAAUACGUCAGCCAUUUUAAAUCUUAACGUACCCAUUGCUUUAUUUGUAAAUAACAUUUUAAUUAUUGAGAUUACCUUAACUAUGUAUUGUAUAGUUGGUACUUAAAUACGUAAAUCGUCACUUCAAGUGAGAUGUUUGGUGCACCUAAAGUGUAAAAUUAGAUUUACCGCCUGUUCUACCACGAAUAAUAUAUGGGUAGAUUUUUUACCGCAGAUCAAUUUACAAAGUGAAUACAAAGGGACUGAGUUAUAUGAUUAGAAAAAAAUCAUAAUUCUGUAAAUUCCUUAAUGUUCGUUUAAAUUUUGGCCUCCGUUAUAUGAAAUUGUGCAAAUGGCUGUGGUCUGUUUCUGGACAAUAACAAGAUAAGUAAUAAAAUCUGAUUUCCAGAUCAGACAUUAUAAUUGGAUUUUUCUAUUAGAAAAAAUCUUAAUUAAUAAUAAGGUACGAAUUGGAUUUGUAAUGGUUUAACCUAAUUUAGGGACCCUAAAGUUUUAAGGGCCUUUCAGAUAUAAAUUAUUUAAAUUAUACAAAAAUCUCUAUUAAUAUAAUUCAGUUAAUAUUUGUUAUGUCUAUAACUCAGUAUCUUUUAACAAACAAACAAAGAAAAGAAGUACUCUGUCUUUCUCUCUUUCCCCAAAUUUGGUACAAAAUGGGCCAAUAACGAUAUCCUAUUAAAAUGUGGUGGAACAGGUUUUUAGAUAAUAAUAAUAAUAGAUUGCUAAUUAAUGAAGAACAUUUAAUAGCCAUAUUAUUUACAUUACUAUGUCUACUGGAUAUAAGAUCCACUUUAACGGUUAAGGUCUAAAUUGUCCGGAGAUUUUAUAUAGGUAGGUAUUGUCUGGUUAUUUUAUGCAAUAUUCAGUAUUUUUUAGUUUGCCCGACUCUGAGUUUCUCUAUCAGUUGUAGGCAUUGGAUGCGCAACUAAAACACAAGGAUGCUGAUGCACACAUCUAUCAAAUAUAAUAUAAUGUAUAUCGCACAGUGUGCUUGGCGUGGUGACCUUUCCGUGCAGUCAAGAAAAUUAUGGCAGGCACUGCAUGUAAAGAAUGGCCAUAAUAUCCAUAUUUUCUAUGUUUAAUGCUGAUAAUGAUUCAGAUACUACCAAACUUACCGCGGACAAUAUCGACAUUAACCAACAAGUGUGUAACGAACGCAAAUCGUUCCUAAUCUGGUGGAUUUAUUAGAAUAAUUUGUGUGUAGUUAUAUUCACGAGUAUGUAUAGUAGUUAAAUAAAUAUCACAUAUUUAAACAAUAUAUUUUGAGUUCUGCAAUAGUAAUUUAGUAGGUACUUAAGUGUUUGUGCCUUAAGAAGUACCUGGCCUUAAAAAGUGCCUUUCUAGUAAAGUCAAUUGUAUUUAUUAUGAAUAUACCGAUGCAGCCUUAGAAAAUAAAUGGUGAGUUUACACACUGAAAGAUCAAUUAACGAACUAGUUUAUAAACUGUCUUGUGAACUAGUUGAUACGAUCAACUAGUUCACCGACUAGUUGAAAUAAUUUAUUUGGCCGUUAAUGUUUAAGCAAAAUACAAUUUUUGGAUGGUGGAUAUGGUAGAUGUAACUUUUUAUUUGUGCACGCGACUUGCCAAAAAUAUACUUAUCUAAUACCAAACCUUAAAUUGUAUUGGUCUCGGUAAUUUUUAUACGCAAGGAAAACCGCACAGAUUCCCUCUUGAUAACCUGUGAAAGUGUUAUUCUUUAUGCUUAUUACAGAAAAGUUACGUAUAUCGUACACACGAUUGAAACUAUAUUAUACCUACUUGAAUUUGCAAAUUACUUUUAGUUAAGAGAGUACUUAAUAAAAUCUUGGAACAACCAACGCUCUCUUUAUAUGCAUUUGUGCAAUAAAACUUGUGAAACUCUACCACGAGUCUGUAUAAGUUCAGUUAAACAGGAACAGUCGUCUCCAAAAGUCUUUGAACGGUUAUUUUAAAAGAACUAAUGAAAAUUCCGUCGGUACAAUUUCAGUUAAUGUACUAGUACAUACUAUUUGGUUAUUCGACUUUUGCUUUCGACUGUAUCUUCUAUCACUAUGUACGAACAUGCUCAAGUAUAUUUAAUUCAUACACAUAAUGCUCAUAACUUGAACGUUUUCUUGUUAAAUACAAAUCAAAAUGAAGAAAAACUAAAUACUUAGUCAAUAUAAUGAAACUCAAACAGAUUGCUUGAACGAGCAAUUAUGCUAUCAAAUAGUAAUCAUGAACAUUAACAAAAACUGUAAAAUGUGGAAUAAAUAAUUUAAGUUCGUUCCUCAAAAUGGCGACAGAGGCGCUAGUGCGCAUGCACGUCAGAGAAUUUUAAUUACAAAGGUAUUGCAAAGGAAAAAGCUCAUUCAUCCUCAAAUAUAUUUUUGUUUACUUAACAAUGCAAUAGGAUAAUGCAAAAGCAAUUAAAAACUGCAAUAUGUAUUUUAUGUGUAUAUAAUAUUAUGUAUAGAAUAUUAAACAAUAAACUCUAUUCUUUAUGUCAUUGUAAUAAGAUUUAAAAUAUAUUUGUCACCAAUAAAUGAGAUAUUACAUUAUUGUACUUAAUUUAUUUUUAAGACUGAACUAAUUAUUGAAUUAAAAUAUUGAUUUUAUAUUUGCUGUAUUCGAAAUUAAUUUUAUUUGAAAAUCAUUCUGUAUUCACAAUAAUUCUUGUAUUUAAUUUUUAUUUUCUAAGCACAAAACACAGUUAUGGCGAGUGUAACUUCUUAGUCAUUCCAUUUUUAUAUUAAUUAUUGGGGUUUAUUACAUUAGAAACAUUUUUUUUUUUUAAUUAAGUGCCUUCAAACGCCUUAUAGAAUAUUUCCGAGCCUAAGUAAUUAUUUUGGAUAACAAAUCUACACAUAUUUGUAUACAUGUAAAUCGAUGUCGUAUUUUAUUCAUUUUUCCUACAUAAUAGUUAAAUAUUAAAAUUAUUUUUCCUCUGAAAUAACAUAAUCAUUUUUACUUUUUAAAAAUGACCGUAUGUUACGGGGGAAAAAUGUUUUUAGCAUUUUGAAUUACUAUGUAGGUGUUGCCUGAAAAAAAUAUAAAAAUUAGCAACUUCUUUGAAAUGUCAACUAAAAACUUAAAAGUAAAAAAUCCUAAUAAUUAUUUAUGUAUGUUAAUAUAUUGCAACAUGAAUUAACCUUUGUUUUAUUCGCAAGUGUACUUAAAAAAACACAUUUCUUAAGUACUUAAUUAAUCCUAAUUUGUAAGAUCUUAAUAGUGACUAGAAAUAUCAUUAUGAAUAAUUAAUUAUGUUUAUGAAAUUAAUUAAUAAAGAAUGAGUUUAAACUGA
Messenger RNA from Trichoplusia ni (cabbage looper), 5871 nucleotides. Its product is annotated as bicaudal D-related protein homolog. The record is from RefSeq and is a predicted model, not a curated record. Bases 285 to 2048 code for a protein of 587 amino acids. Lineage: Eukaryota; Metazoa; Arthropoda; Insecta; Lepidoptera; Noctuidae. The transcript has 9 exons.